Molecule: messenger RNA, 972 nt
Organism: Cladophialophora psammophila CBS 110553
Lineage: Eukaryota; Fungi; Ascomycota; Eurotiomycetes; Chaetothyriales; Herpotrichiellaceae
Exons: 3
Coding region: 1-972 (323 amino acids)
Source: RefSeq, a predicted model, not a curated record
AUGGCUAAGCUCUUGACCGUUGUCGGUGCUACAGGCACUCAAGGCCUUUCUCUUAUCAACGCUGCACUCGAAGACGGCAGCUAUAAGAUCAGAGGUCUGACUCGGAAUCCAAACAGCGAGAAAGCCGCUGCCUUGGCUAAGCGAGGUGUUGAACUCGUCAAGGCUGAUAUCAACGACGAGCAUUCGCUAAUCAAAGCAUUUGAGGGCUCGCAUGCGGUCUUCGCCAUAACCGAUUUCUUUGAGCCCUUCGUCGCCCACGGUCCCGAAAAGGCGAUUGAAAUAGAAGUUGCGCAGGGUAUCAACAUGGCCAAAGCCGCUUCCAAGACUGCCACCCUGGAACAUUACAUCUGGAGCACGCUCCCCAAUGGCAAGAAGCUGACAGACGGUAAAUACAUUGUCCCACACUUCGAAGGUAAGAACCGGAUCGACGACUACAUCAGAUCCGAUAAAGCCUUGCUCGCCAAGACCACAUUCUUUUGGAUCAGUUGGUACGGGAACAACUUUGCCUAUCCUAUAUUCACGCCGAACUUCUUGAAAACUGCCAAUGCGUACAUCCAACUAUCUCCCGCUCGGCCCGACACGCCCAUCAAAGCGAUUGGUGACCCGCACAAAAAUAUCGGGGUCUUCGCCCUGGCCAUUCUCAAACAGCCACAUCUCACCCUUCGUCCACAGGGGCGCUUCGUCCUAGCCCACAGUGAAGAAACCACGGCAGGGAAACUGCUAAGCGACUGGUCCGAAGUCACAGGCAAACCCUCCAAAUACGUGCAGACGUCUCUAGAGGACUUCAGUGCCGUCUGGCCUGGCUUCGGGAUGGAAAUGGGCAUCAUGAUGGCUAUGUGGAGCGAAGUAAGGGAUCGGAGCUGGAGCGGUGAAGAGGGCCUGUUAACGAGGGAGGAGCUGGGGAUCAAGGAGAGCGACUUAACUUCCGUGAAGGACGGUUAUAGUGUGAUGGAUUGGAAGGCUCUGUUGUAG